Messenger RNA from Symbiodinium necroappetens, 1023 nucleotides. Lineage: Eukaryota; Dinophyceae; Suessiales; Symbiodiniaceae. The record is from the annotation of a GenBank genome assembly.
AUGAGAGUUGAACGAUGCACUCCUGCGGCGUGUUUUUUCUUACUGCUUGCAUCGGGUGUUUUUCUUGGUACUUGGAAGAACGCCCGGACUUUACCAGCCCUGCGCGAAUUUACAAGCUCAGUUCCAGGUCCAGCUCCAGCUCCAGCCGUUGAUGCCCUGGCAAGUCCACAAACCAUGCAGGCGGUGGACAUCUCCCCAACGGUCCCUCCAACCCAGUCAGAAUUUGACUUCACGCACGUUCAAGAUCUACUUGCAGGCAUCGUCGGGUCGCAGGGGCCGGCGCCGACGCAGACGCAAAUGGAAGAGACCUGGAGGCCGCCUUCGCCCGCGAGUGUCGCGGCUGUAACAGCGACGACAACGGCUCCAACGCCUGUAACGGCUCCGGCUCCGCCCCUUGGCACAGAGCCUCUGCGAAAAACUUUGAAGUUUAUACAUAUUACCAAGACUGGUGGGACGGCCAUCGAACAGUGGGGGAAAGAGCAUGGCCAUCGCUGGGGUAUGUAUCACAAGGAGUACAAGGUGCCUGGCAGGUAUCCGCCAGCACCAUGGCACCACUUCUUCCCUGAGUUAGACGCGGAGCUGCGGCAUCGAUACGACUGGUUCAUGGUGGUUCGAGAUCCUGUGGACCGGGUGAUCUCCGAGUACUAUUGUCCUUGGGCAGGUUCCCCGAGUGUCAAGACCGACACAGUGCAAGAUUUCAACCGCUUCAUUUUGCGAGGCCUGCGUGACAAACAGAUGUGGGCGACGUACCACUGGGCGCUCAUGUCCAGCUACCUGGACAGCACGUCAGUUCAGCACGUUUUGAAGAACGAGAAUUUGGAGUCCGACUUUGGGAAGUUGCUGCGGAUCUAUGGGAUCCCUUUCGACCGGCUGUACAGAACGAACAAAGCGAGAGUUGGAGGACACAAGUUCGGUCGUGAACACCUCUGGCAAGAGACGAUUCUGCAGAUUUGCGAAACCUACGCGGACGACUUUGAGGCUUUCAACUACAGCAUGCCUUCGCUGUGCUCGCCUGCAAGAUGA